Messenger RNA from Myripristis murdjan (pinecone soldierfish), 4651 nucleotides. RefSeq names its product TNF receptor-associated factor 3 interacting protein 1 (gene ift54). Gene Ontology annotation, biological process: cilium assembly; intraciliary transport; regulation of microtubule cytoskeleton organization. Bases 120 to 2117 code for a protein of 665 amino acids. The record is from RefSeq and is a predicted model, not a curated record. Gene Ontology annotation, cellular component: intraciliary transport particle B; ciliary basal body; axoneme. The transcript is spliced from 17 exons. Gene Ontology annotation, molecular function: microtubule binding. NCBI's taxonomy places the organism in Eukaryota, Metazoa, Chordata, Actinopteri, Holocentriformes, Holocentridae.
GAUUGCAGAGUGUUGACAUAGUAACAAGCGAGAGAGCCUCUGUUUUCAAUUCUUAUUACUUUUCUUCUGUUUCCGUUUUAAAAUAGCGUUACUUUCUCAGGACAACUUCGACUGCUGCCAUGAACGAGGCAGUGGUGAAGAAGACCCAGGACACGCUGGGCAAGGUGAUAAAGAAACCUCCGCUCACGGACAAACUGCUUAGCAAGCCGCCGUUUCGCUACCUCCACGACAUCUUCAGCGAGGUGAUUAGGACCACUGGUUUCAUGAAAGGCCUAUAUGGAGAGAAUGAGAUGAAGUCAGAUAAUGUUAAGGAUAAGGACUCUAAGAUAGCCUUCCUUCAGAAGGCUAUAGAUGUGGUGAUACUGGUGAGUGGAGAGUCCCUGACAGCCAAACCAGCACGCAUCGUCGCUGGCCAUGAGCCUGAGAAGACCAAUGAGCUGCUGCAGGCCAUCGCCAAGUGCUGCCUCAGCAAGCUAUCCAGUGAGGAUGCAGUGAAGCGAGUGAUUUCAGGAGACAAGCUGGACUCCAAGACCAAGGCCAGCACCUCCAGGUCCCAGGACAAGGAGAACAGGGAAGGACGUGAACGUCAUCGUGACAAAGAGGAGAGGAAGGAAAUCACAGAGCGCAGUGGGAGCCGGGACCAGAAAGACCCCGACCAAAACAAAGACCAGGAUAGCCGUCGGAGAGAGGGAGAAAAGGAGCACCAUCGCGACGGCGAGCGUUCUGAUAAGCACCAUCGCAGUGAACGGGACCGCGACAAGGACAAGAGCCGGGACCGGGAGCGAGACAAGGACAAAGGACGAACAAAAGACAGGGACAGGGAUCGAGACAGAGAGAAAGACAGGGAGAGGGAGAAGGGCAGAGAGAGGGAUCGAGAAAGGGAAAAAAAUAGAGAGACAGAGAAGGACAAGGAGAGAGACAAAGACCGUGAAAGGACGAGAGACAGGGAUUCUUUCAGAGACCGAGACCGCGAAAGGGACAAGGAAAAGCGAAGAGACAGAUACAAAGAACGGGAAAAGGACAGAGAACAACACAAAGAAAGUGAAGAGAAGGGCAAAACUCUGGAGAAAGGUGACAAGAAGACCAGAGGAUCAGAGCAAACACAGCAGAAGCCAAACCCCGAAGAGCUCAGCAAAACAGCCAAACCUGCACCAGCGGACCCAAACUCAACUGAAGAGCCAGCAGAAACAGUUGAGAGUCAGUCUAACAGUCCAGCCAGGAUACCUCGGCCUUCAUCUGCCAAAGGGCAGAGGCGAAGGCCCAAAGUUGGAGGUCAAGAUGAAUCUGACAGUGAGGGAGAUGGAGAUACGCCGACCCAGAAGCCUGUUCCCUUGGAGAAUGGAGACGCCUCAGACUCAGCUGUGCCAUCCCACAUGGCCCCCAGCAACAGGAGGAUACCGCGGCCCAGCAGUGCUCGUCCAGCCCCUCCCCGGGUCAAGAGACAGGAGAGCUACACAGAUGCGAUCCCAGCCGAGAGGUUGGCCAGUGCCAAGCCCACAGCACCAGUCAUCAUGGAGGGGAAGAAGCUCUCUGAGGAUGAGGAAGAUGAGGAUGAGCAGUUUCUCGUGGAGGAAGCCGCUCCUCCACCUCCAGACAUGCCUGAGAUGGACAUGGAGCAGGAGUCCACACAGGAACUAGACGUUGAAGAGAAACAUGGCGGACUUGUGAAAAAGAUCCUUGAAACAAAGAAAGAUUAUGAAUCAUCGCCAUCUUCCCCAAAGUCUAAAGAACAGAACUUGGUAUCUGAAGCAGCACGGAAGAAGGAGCGGGACCUUGUGUCACGGGAGAUAGAGCGGCUGCGCUCGUCCAUCCAGACGCUGUGCUGCAGUACCCUGCCCCUAGGCAAGAUCAUGAACUACAUCCAGGAGGACGUGGAUGCCAUGCAGGCUGAACUACACACCUGGCGCCGGGAGAACAAGGAGCAUGCACAGGCCCUGCUGCAGGAGCAGAGCGAGACGGACCGAGCAGUGGAGCCCCUUAAGGCCGAAUUAGCUGAGCUGGAUCAGCUGAUCAAGGACCGGCAGGACAAGAUCUGUGCUAUCAAACUGAACAUCCUGAAGAAUGAAGAGAAGAUCCAGAAAAUGGUGACCGGCAUCAACUUUGCGUCCAGAACCUGAUAUACCUUUUCCACCAGCAAAGAGCCAGGCCACCAUCAAUGAUGCUAUGGUUUCACUCUAAAAGCUGGUUGAAAUGCAGACCAGUUCCUUAGUUUGAACCAGUUCAACAACCAGGAGUUUUUUGGUGGAAAAGGCAUAUGAGGGGAAUAACAAGAUCUAACAUAAACCCAUCUAAAAAUGCACUGAAAGUUUACGGACAAAGUGGUUCUUCCUUAAAGUAAAGCUAAGAAUAUCUGUUUUGGAGGUGAGGUGAGGAUGGGGAAAAAAACUGCACUUUCCAGGGUGUUUAGGAAAGGAGAUGGGCACCCAAACACAACUAGGGUGGGAAAUGAACAUCAUCAGUCAGAAGGUGGUAAAUGAAAUCUCCAAAUUGUGAUUUGGAGGUCCUUUUCUGAUGUAUUUGACUGCUGAAAUGGUGAAUGGAUUGAGAAUACUGAGAUGUUCUGGCCACUGUGUCUGAUGGAUCAAAAAAGUUUCCUGCCCUGCACACUAACCUAACCCCAUCUUUUACCGUCUCUCUGAUGAUGGUGCCUUUGUUUAAUGGCUAAUGCUAGAUUGGAUCAGUCAGAGGGAUGACUCUCAUGAGCACGAUUAAGGUUAGGGUUAGGGCUGAGGUUAAAGUUAGGGCACAAAUCUCAUAAGAGUUUCAGAAAUUGUCCCCCCAGCUGCUCCAAUCUAGUACCAACCUUGUUUAAUGAGCCAGUGCACAACUUAUGACUUGGAAAUUAUACUGGUUCAUUGUAUGUCAUGCUGCUUGAGUCCAUAAAAAGUCCGACACAUUUCAACAGUGAACAGACAUAUCCAUGGAGAUUUAGUUUGCUUGUCAUUUUAAGACCCUUGGACCGGCUUCUCAAUUGUAUUUCUAUAUAAAGUUCAUUUCAAUCCAAGAUAAAAACGCACACACUUCUAGCGCACAGAAAACAUAUUUUUAAUACAUAUUGUUUUUCAUCAGUUUACAAGCACUUUGAAAAUCAGCCACUACUGAGCACAGGACCUUUUAUUUUCACUAAUAAGCAAGCUUGUGCUCUAUUUCAUUCACUCUUUUCUAAGAUAAUGUACCAGUGAUAAUAAUCUUGGAUUCUAGCUGUGCAACCACAGUCAAACAUGCAUUGAAUUUGUUGCACACUUAAACAAAAUGUCCUGGGUUCAGAUCUGUCCUGGUGCUUUUACUGCACAUCAUCCCCCUUGCUCUUGGCUGUCCUCUGUUUCCACUGUCACAUUUCAAGGAAAUAUUACCCCAAUCGAUCCACAGUAAAGCUGAUCUCAGAUUAUCCAGCACAUCCAACCUGAUCCAAACUCUAAGCUGUGCUGUUUUACAGAACAUUGUCAGCAGACUUUGUUACCGUCAACCCUCUCCCAUCUGGUAAUAAGCAAUACAUUUAGUCUUCACUGAUAUGAUGACUGGAUGCCUGACAUUUCUUUAACUGUUCCACUUUUGAAGCACCACUGCACUUUGAGAAGUGUGAUUAGGGGAGGCAACCAUGAAUACUUUUUUUCAAAGGGAAAAGUUUUGACGACACAUCAUUAGACAGAAAACAAAUACUGUUUGUCUCUUUUUCAGAAAAAUAGCUGGUUUACUUUCAGAGUGGUUAAAGGCUAAAUCCGUUUUCCUCCCAGUGGACAUUUAAUAUUGUUUCCUCGAGGUUAUGUUUACCUUACAAAAGUAGCCAUUGUGGAGGUCAUCCUAUACUGCAAUAUUUGCCAAACAAUACUUUUUUGGAAUGGAGAAACGAUGUUGCAGCAGAAACAUUUAUUGGUAAAAGUCUUUCAUGUCUUGACUGCUUUUUAUGUCUUUCAUGAAGUAAAAAGAAAUAUGAUGAUGUGAUUGAUUUGCAUAGGGCCUUUUAUCACUAUCUUAAGGGAAGUGCUUUACAAAUUUAGCUGAUGUAUAAUGAAGCAAUACCAGAGUGGUAAUUACAAUGAGUGAGGACAAUAGAGGAAUGAGACCGAAAGGAACUAGUGUCCCAGUUUUUCAAUAAUUCCAAUAAUGUCUAAUGCCUUAGUCUGUGUGAAGCAAAAAGAUGCAAUAGUGAAAGGAGACGGUGUUUGUCCGCUAUCGGUCUUUGUAUAGCGACCUAUCACACCGUGUGGGAAAGUACACUAAAAACAGGAGGUGGUACAGUGCAUUAUUUCAGCAAACAACAUUUAUAUUAUGUUAUUCUUCUCCCAGACGUCACUGAGAACUACUUAUGGCACCUGUUUAAAGAUUACAAAUUUACUAUCAAGUACUCUGGUUUUUAUCUUUUUAUCAGUAUUACAGAGAGUCCACCUAAUUUUAGUUUAAAAGUUUAAAAUGUUACAAGGAAAAUCUUGGAGAGUGAGAACCCCAUUCUUAAGUUGUUUUUUUUUUUUGUUCCCUCAAUGAGAGUUUCCAUAUUUUUUUAUGGAAGGACGAUUUACACUGUAAACUAUUUGUACCAUAUUCUCAGUCACUCUUUAAACUGUACAUUAUGUAUAUCUGGAGUCUGUAUCAUAGUUAAAAUAAUUAUAUAAUUUUUGUAGUGGAGUGAAAUAAAUGAUUACAUUACAAUAAA